GAACCGGUGGAGAGUGUGCACGGGUCGCCUGUGAGACGGACCUCGCGAGGACACUUGACUUUAUCGCUCCCACGCGAGCCCAUGGAAUAGAAGCGGUGCUUUCCAUGACCCACGGGAACCGCCACGCACUCAUCGCAGCGAAGGACACUUGCCACACACAUUCCAAAUGCAGGAAAUCAUUCAAAUGUGCAGCUUCGACGGCACCAAGUCCACCAAGGGCGCCUCGAAGAUGCGGAGGGACAUGAUCAACGCAGAGAUCGGGCAGCUGCGGGACCUCCUGCCGCUGCCGCCGUCCACGCGCCAGAGGCUGUCGCAGCUGCAGCUCAUGGCCCUCGUCUGCGUCUACGUCAGGAAGAGCAACUACUUCCAGCAAGUGUUCAAACAACAGGACCAAAACCUCAGUCCGACGCCCAACAUUGGAUUCUCGAAGGCCAUGAAUGGUUUCAUCAUGAUGCUGACUCAGGGAGGGAAGCUGCUCUACAUCUCCGACAACGCCGCUGAGUACCUCGGACACUCCAUGGAGGACCUGCUCAUCCACGGCGACAGCAUGUACGACAUCAUCGACAAGCAGGACCACGCGGCCGUGCAGGCGGAGCUCGUCAGGGGCUCCACGUCGGCGUCGCCCCACGAGGAGACCGCUUCCUCUGUGGUGCUGGUGCGGGCCACUACCUUGUCGUACCUGCCGCUGUGCUCGAGGAACGAGCCCGUGUUCCUGGCCCACUGCACGCCCGUGGCCAUGCCCGAGACCCGAGAGAGCGUCGUGCAGGGCGCCACCAACGUCUUCACCUCCGUGCACACGCUCGACAUGAAGUUCAUCAGUCUGGACAGAAACGGCGAGUUCUACCUGGGCUACAACCGCUCCUCGCUGGCCGGCGUCUCGUGGUACCACCUGAUCCACCCCGAGAACAUGCGGGAGGCGCAGACCAAGCACAGGCUCAUCACAGCCAGUGAGCAGGAUCGCUCGUGCAUCCUUCUGCUGCGCCUACAAGCGGCCGGAGGGACGUGGCGGUGGGUCCACUGCGUCCUCCAAGUCAAGGACGGAAUAGAGUCGGGUCAGCAGGCUCAGCAGAACUCUCAGCAGAACCAGCAAGGCACCAGCAGUACCGUCAACGGCAGCAGCAGCAGCAGCGGCGGCGGCGGCGGCGGCGGCGGGCAGAGCCAGCAGCCGGUGAUCGUGGCGACGAACCAGGUCCUGGGCGAGAAGGAGGCGGCCGUCCUGCGCGCCAACUCGUGGCUCUACCACUACUACACGAUGCAGUCUAAGCUGCAGUACGGCCUCGCCUACGACACGCACGCGCACCGCGUCCACGCCUACUACCCGCAGGUCAUGACCUAUCAGACCGACGCCGCCUCCUCGUACAUGCCGGCCACGGCCCUCAACGGGAGCCACGCCCAUUCUCACACACACGCGCCCGCCGCCCACUCGCCCUACUCGCUGGCCUCGCCCUCCGCCUACGCCCACCUGCAGCACUACCACCACCACUACUCCGUCCGCCUCCAGCACGGCCUCGACUACUCGCGCGACCCCGCCUGGGGCUACUACGACGCCGCCGCCGCCGCCGCGCCCUCCGACCAGCCCGCCACACAGCACGUCGCGCCCGCCACGCCCACGCCCGUGCACACGCCCAGGCCGAGCAAGAAGAGCGCCUCGCCCAACUCGUCGCCUCGAAGGUCGCCCUCGACUCCCCAGUCUGCCCACGGUAUCUCCGAGGGCGGCGGCGUGGCGGUGGCGACGCCCGUGGCGGUGCGGGCGGCCCCGGCCGGCGUGCACAAGGGCGCCUCGUCGCCCGAGCUGGACCAGCUGGAGGCGCCGUGGAAGGCGUCGCCGACGCAGGAGGUCCCCGACUACCCCGAGUACUCGCCCUACAUCACGCCGCCCUACUCGGCCGCCACGCCCACCAAGCACCACGUCUUCUCCUUCGAGCAGAGCGACCCGCGCGACAUGGGCGUGGGGCGCGACCAGCGGGUGCCGUCCGUGGAGUCAGGCGAGCUGCCGCUGUGGCCGUCUGACCUCCCCGCGAAGGCGUCGCCGUGGCUGCCGCCCUUCGACGACGGCGCGGCGCUGCCCCUGCGGCACCUGCACCACGCCACCCUCUGAGGCCGCCUGCGCGCCGCGCUCCCCGUGUGAUAUCUAGCCUAUGAAUCGGGCGUCGCUGCAGCGGCUCCGUCUGCGGGAGCCGCCCUCUGCAGGGGCGCCGAGGGCGCGAGGCCGUCGCUCUCCUGACGUCACGAGAGGCCUGGGGGAGGGGGAGGGGGGCCAGGAGCCUCUGAGUCCUCCUCCAAAGCCUCCAGAGUUCCUGCGAGUCAGUGACGCGACUCGGAGCCAUUCGUCAACCUCGCCUGACCUGUGCUGUGACCUGGUCUGCCAUACCGUUGUUCCCAGGUCGCUUGCCCUUCCCCUUGUAUAUACGUAUAUAUAUAUAUAUAGAUGAAAAAGGUCCAUAUCUUGUUCACUUUCUCUCGUCGGAGGAAGCAAAACACAGCGCCCUACGCCUCGACACCCUCAUGGCUGCAGCAGCGUGUCAUAAGCACGGUGGCCGAUUCCAACAUAGACCACGAUCCAUGUUCGGAUAUUCGGCUCCUGAACGAAAAGAAGCUUGGCCUUUUCACUUCCACCAGGCAAGAAAGGCACACUUCGGAACGCAACCGGCAAAGGGACUUGGGAACAGAGCGCAAUGUGAAUGAUUACACAGGAGUAAAGCAUAUUGGGUACCUUAGUGUCUGCAGGUGUCUACCACCAAAGAGUGUUCACAGUCAUCCACUGCAGUAUUUGCUUCCUACACUUCGUCCAGGCAAAGGAGGUCUCCACGAGGGCUUUAUAACCUGACAUCAAUAUAUUUUUAUACUCUCUGAACUUUCGAUAUUAAGUGUACAGAUAUAUAAGUGUGACUGUAUUUGUUGGUGUACGUAUCUAUUCCGUGAGUAUACUUGUAAAUGCACUCGCAUGCGGACAGCCAGUUCGCAUCCUUGCAUUCGUGAUUUUUACCGCAUUGAUUAACUCACCGAAAAAGGGUCACUGUCACUCGUGGUCUUUGUGUUCCGUCCCCGCUUCUGGAGAGAUUGUCUGCCCGCUUCCUCGUCGCUCUGCCUCCAUUACACCUCACAGUCUUCCGCGCAGCCUCUCCGAGGGCGGCGAUCUUUAUCAUAACGUAACAGACGUUGGUGCUACACAUUCCUCUCUGUUUUAGGUACCCAUUGUAAAAAUAAUGUAAAAUGGACGCUGACUCUCACUGUAAACUAUUUCCAAUCCCCUUUUCUAAGAUUGUAUACACAUUUCUCCAUAAAACUUACUGUGCGAUUUCGGAAACCUUUCCUUCACGUAUCCCAGUGUUCCUCUGUGCUACAGUGUGUGCGUCCCACUAGCUGAGUGUGUGUACAUAAUACGUGUGAAUGAGUGUAAGGUCAGUCUUGCAUACAGUGUAAUAUAUAAUUCAUGAUGGAGUCUAUAUAGAAUUGAACGCUAUUGAUGCUAUAUAUAUAAGAUACUCCCGGUUCCCUAUUCAAUGUGAAAUGUGUACAUAGAUUUCCUGAUCUUUAUAGUAUGUUUAAAUGAUAUAUAGAUAGAUGUUUUAGACCUUUUAGUUUCAGGGCACUUAGUGCGUGUUGUGCAAUCUAGUUUUAGAAGAAAGUUAACAGUUAAUGUCUUUAAAAUAAAUAUACUCUAUGAUUAAA
This is a messenger RNA of Penaeus vannamei (Pacific white shrimp), 3672 nucleotides long. NCBI's taxonomy places the organism in Eukaryota, Metazoa, Arthropoda, Malacostraca, Decapoda, Penaeidae. The record is from RefSeq and is a predicted model, not a curated record.